UGGCGUGCCUCACUGUAGGACCUUACCCAUAUAGAAUAGAAACUGACCGUCAGCAUAAAACAAUUGUGGACCAGUCCUCUAGAAUUGAAUCUAUUGUUUUAUAUUCCGGUAGCGACAGUUCAUUGUGACAUAGCGGUCCUUAAUUGUGUUGUAACAAUAGCUGAUUGUUCUGUUAAAUCCCAAAGUAAACACUUGAAUUGUUGCCAAGUUUUGGGACCGCAAGUGCUUCUCUACUGUUUUACGACAUAUCUUGGUUUAGGUGCAUGAAACAAAUUUAGCUUAGCUUGAAAAUGAAGUCAAAUGUGAUGUAUAGAUAUAUAUUUUAGGUACAUUUUCUGCAACUUAAACUUAGAUUAAGUUUUUAAUUUUUUUUUAAAAUGAAGACCAUUUUGUCAUAUACAUAGGUUGUAACUUUUGUGUUAAAACUGACCAAAAAAUUAAAAAAAAUGACUUUAAACUUAUUUUUGUUUCUUUUAUUAAAAAGAGCCCAGUUUACUGUUAGUUUAGUUACAAUAAUAUAUUUAUGUGGAAGACUGGAUUCUGGAAUCUAGAAUUACAAUGGAAACUUUUCUUUAUCAUUCCAUUAUUACACAACAAUGAAAAACAACCGGAAUUCUGGAGAAUCUGUUUACAUCCCUAAACCUACUCGAUUGCCGGGGAUUCCCCAAAACCGGAACCCUUUAAAAGACCGUCAGAAGCUGCCACAAGAGGGAGGUGUUGAGGAGGGAAAACUUUACCGAAUCAACGCUAGUUAUAGAGCCAGGGACGAGCCAGGGGAUUCCCCUGGUGUGAGAGGAUCAUCUAUCACGAAACCGACACCCCCAAAAACUGUGACGUUGAAAUUUAACAGAGAACCGACAAGAAACCGUGAAAAUCUAAAAAGUAUCGAAAAACGGACGAAUAAUUCAGAAAGUCGGAAGAAAUUAUUAAAACCAACGACCACUUAUAAACCUGUUCCUAAAAAUGGUGAAAAAGUUUACGAUACGACAGCGUUGACGUCUAAAGUUUACCCGAACGAUGUUUUGGCUUCGCUUAGAAAGUUGAGUUUGAUUGAACCUUUCUUGGGUAAAAGUAAGAGUUUUUAUGAAAAUGAAAAUAAAGAGAAAUCGGUUGAAAAUCCAAGUGAUAGUGGGUUAGGUACGUUGGCUUCUUCUGAUCAUGUGAAUAUGGAUAAACCGGCAAAACGAGUCGCAUUCCAAGAAAAACUAAACAAUUUCCUGAGUCCGAGGCUGAGUCAGCAUAACUCGAGUUUCGACAAAAAUGAAAUAGCAAAGUCGUUGUCUCGGACUCUACUCUGUGAUGAAAUGUACAUUGAUGAUGUCAUAAUGACCGGUGAUGCGAAUCCUGUAACCAUAGCAACCUCUUCGUCCUCGGUUGUCGGUAGCAACGAGCGGAAGUCAAGUUACAUUACCCCACCAACUGCAACCCUCGUCGAUAUUUCCACCGGGGGCGUAGUGGAGCACACAGAGAUAUUUGAUGAUGAUGUCAUAAUAGAGAACAAUCAUCAGUUCCGUUGUGCCCCACCCUCGUUUUAUUACAAUCGUAAAAUCAAAAGAAAAAAACAAGAAGACGAAAGUGAGAGAGAUGCUUUAAAAAGCCAAGCAAGAGAACAUAUCCGCUCGAUACUAAACUCAACAUCAUCUGAUAAAACAAUUCAACUUGAACCAAAACAAUCAACCUAUCAUGACAUCACAAAGACAAUUUUUACAAAAAAAUCAGAAAAAUCCAACUCAGAAAAAUCUCGACCAAUCAGUGUCUCAUCCUCCAUGACAUCAUCAUCUCUAUCGUCCAAUGAGAAGCUCCCACGGGGGCCGAACCCGACCCCCUCAUUAGAGCACCACCGUUUCCAGAUCUUUCCCACUUCCGUCCCCCAUACCUACCAUGCUUACACCUCAUCCUCCUCCCAACCCACAGUGAUAAACAUGGAGGAAUUCCUCCGGAGCAACGUAAACGCGAUGCGGAUCAAAAGAAUGAAAUCUAAGAUCGCGAUGAACCGGAAAACUCCUCGUACGAUCUCACGGGACAAAAAUGGUCGCCGGUCCCGAACUAUGACCAACGGGUGCUCGCUAAACAUAAGCGCGGCUAAACUUUUUGACACUGAUGAUGUCAUACCUGAUGAUGUCAGAAAUGGUGAUGUCAUAACUGAUGAUGUCACAACUGAUGUGGGAGAAACUUCCAAUGAUGAUGAAGUCAUUCGUGAUGUCAUAAAUCAUGUGACAAAUCCCAACCAAUCCGAGGAUCACGAAAAUUCCAAAAAAUUAACGGAAGAUAAUUCUAGAAUAAAGCCAUCAAUGACAAAACAACCUCUGCAAGCUUUGUCUAUUACAUCACAAAGGUCCGCUACCUAUGAUGUCAUACAGAAACCUAUGGCAUCGGAAACAACACCAUUAACAAUCAGAAGACACUCUGGUGUGGGAAGAUUAAGCCCGCUGAAAGGAAUUCGUAUUUUACGGCGAAAAAUCUCAGUGAAACAAUAUGAUAACCCAGAACUAGAAGAUAAGCAAAGCUCAAUUGUGCUUCUGCUGAAAGGAUUAAAAACUCACGAUGAGGUUUAUAAGCUUAAUACUGCCACUAAUACAGACACUUCCAUGUCACCCUUGAGGAUAAUUAUCCCAGCUAAAAGUAUAGGGGAGGGGGAAGAAGGGACAGCUAGGUCUCGCAUAAUCCCGAGGUUUAAGUUAUCUUCCUUACCAAACUCGAAAAUAAUUUCGAAACCACUCAGUUCAAAUAUCACAGAGCGUGAGCGCCAGCUAGACGAUGUUACUGGCGUUUCCGUCGGUGAUUUUUCAAAAGUUCCGUUAAAUGUUGAAAAAAUGUUUGAAAACCAAAACUCAGGUUUCCAUAUUUUAAAGGAGGGCGGAGCACAGGGCUUGAAUUUCCUGGAUUCCCGGCGUUCCUCUGUAAAUGGGGAGGAAACGAGCCCACCCGAGCCAAAAGGCCCGAAGCGCCGCCGACGUGCACAGUUAGGCCGCAGUGAGGGCUCCAACGGUGAGGUUAAAGUGAAAAUAACAGCAGGGGGCGGGUUUAAGUCCAAUGUAGCGAGGUACAGCCUCCUAUUACGACAGAAAAACAACCUUCAGAAAAUAUAUGAGGACCAGGGGAAGCCCCAAAAGCAGGAAAAGUCGUCUUCAGACGAGGAAAAUGUUAUUUCUAUGGUCAAACUAAGGAGCGAUGAACCAGAACCGACCACAAUCGAAUGUUCGUCACGGUUACUCGGCCGCACAAGGUCACAGCUCAAAGUUUUGGACUUCCCCCAAAGUGAGACACUCCCGAACUACACAACUGAUUCCUUUGUUAGGGAAACCCCCCAAGAUGAUGACUUCAGCAAAAGAUCUGUGACAUCACCAGAGAAAACUCGCAUUCUAAGCUACAACAACUCCAUCAGUCCUUUCAAUUUCACCGAACACUUAAUCACAAGAUCACAUUCGAGUUUUAACCUUCUGCCGUCUAUACAGCAAAACUGGGGCGAUAUUGAUAAUGAAGACGGCAGUGGUCUCCCAGAGACAGGCACAGCAUCAUACAGACUAACGCACGAUGUAUCAUUUGAUGAGGGAAGCCGCUAUAAUGGUGGAUAUGCAUUCGCUGAUGAACAAAGAGUAUCAGCAUUAACAGGUGGGACCUCUGCCACAAGGAACAAAGCUAAUCUUACCUACCUCAACCAUGAGCAUCAAAAUCCAUCACAGACAAGGCUGGAAAAGGUGGAUCCCCCAACCCGAGAACGGCACACCCCAGUUACUUACAAGGAAACGAUGCCGUUGUCGUUAGUUAGGAUUGAAGAACGAUUGAGUUUUGACUCACCUCUUGGGCGCCACCCGACGUCUACUGGCUUCUCCAUACCCACCACCACACGAGGGCAGUCAGCACAAGGAGGGAAUCAUCCAUCCCCAUCCACCCCCAUCAAUAAUGGUGGGACAGUGACAACAUUUCGUCUUCAUAAGGAAAGACAGAACUGGAAUUAUAGAGCAGGAGACCUUAGUGUCAAUGGUGGGGGUUACUAUGGGUCAACACCCAUCCAGCCAGGUGGUCGAGCAGAACCAAGUGGUCUCGGUCCACUGAACAUCAGUCCUGCUUCAAAUUUUGCCCACAGGUUGGCAGCAUCGAGAGAUAAACAAAGCAGUGCUGCAAAAACGAGGUUAUCAAGCAGGUAUGGAAGUCGUAAUGAUGGUUCCCCUCAAUCUUAUGGCAACUCAAGCAACAAGGAUUCACAUUAUGCUGACCCUUGUAUAGCGGCGCCCCCAUCUUUCCAACAGCGUCUUACAGAACUAAGCAUACUAGAAUCAGACACAAUAAAAUAUGAACGUAAUCGGAAGUUAAAACGAAAGAAAAAUCAAGAUAAAGAUUCUUAACCAGAUUUCAACUCAUAUUGGGCUGCUGAAAUUUACAUUCUAAUUAACACAUAUUUUUGGCUAAAAAUUUGUAAUAGCACAGACAUGGACAUUACCCUACCACCAGAUAACACAUAAUUUGCACAUCUAGCUGCUUUUAGGUCAAGCAUACAUGGUUACUUACAAAAUUUUAUGUUUUUCGAUAAAUACUAUUUUUGUAUUCUGUAAGUUAAGUGCAGUUAUAUGUAUUGUUGUUUUCUUUAUCUUUUACACAUGCCCUCUGUGUUUUUCAAAGUUUUCUCUUAUGUUUUUAUGCAUUUAAAGUUCAAAACUCCACUGUUGGAAUAAAUCCAGUGUGAUUUGUGUUAAAA
Ciona intestinalis (vase tunicate) is the source of this 4696-nucleotide messenger RNA. The record is from RefSeq and is a predicted model, not a curated record. NCBI's taxonomy places the organism in Eukaryota, Metazoa, Chordata, Ascidiacea, Phlebobranchia, Cionidae.